CCCCUGUCCAUUUGCUUCUGUGUUUUUUAUCUCAGCUGAAGACUUGGAAUAAACAGCAUGGAGUGUAAGCAGCGGCUGAAAUGGUUAAUGCUUGCAAUGAUUUGCCCUCUUAUUGCAGGUGCUCCAUCCUCCAUGUCCAAAAGCGACAAUUCAUGUCCUAAAGAGAAUCUAAACAUUACUGGAGGGAGCUUCGUCCUUUCUAAUGGCUAUUCACAUGGGAGCCUUCUAAAAUACAUCUGUCCGUAUAAAUAUUACCCAACGGUUCAGUCACGUCUUUGUCAGGGUGAACAAUGGAACCCAAAGCCCAAAAUCAGAAAACCUGCAGAGUGCAAAAAGAUCACAUGUCCCAAUCCUCGUGUUUUCAUAAACGGAGAGGUGAUUCCAUUUAAGGACAAGUACUAUGUAAAUGACACAACCACCUACUCAUGUCAUUCCGAUUAUAUGUUCCGUGGCUCAGCGGUCCGUGUUUGCAAGCCUAAUGGGAAGUGGAGUGGAAGCACACCAAUUUGUGGACGUGACUCUGAUCACUGUCCUGAUCCUGGUGUUCCCCCUGGUAGCGGUCGAGAAGGAAACAUAUUUAACAUAGACGACAAAGUCACGUACCGCUGCGAGAGACCAUUGACCUUGAUUGGUUCCAAAGUGCGAGUGUGUCAGGAUGGUGGCCAGUGGUCAGGAACAGAGCCACAGUGUUAUGCUGAUUUCACAUACGACACCGCAGAGGAAGCAUCAGAAGCUUUCAGCAGUUCUCUAAAGUCAAAUCUAGCGGUUUCUCAGCAGUUUGAACAAGAUGAUCAGCAGGGGAAGAGAAUAUCUUUGGAUCAGGGCGGAAAACUUGAUAUUUACAUUGCUGUGGAUGCAUCUGACAGCAUAGAGCCAGAGGAUUUUGAAAAUGCAAAAACCACCAUUAAACUGCUUAUAGAGAAGAUUAGUUAUUACCCGGUCUCCCCAAACUAUGAGAUCCUGAUAUUUGCUACAGAUGUUACACCAAUAAUCCAAAUGAGGAACUUCAAACUUAAUAAAAAUGAAAGAAGCCUAGAGAGAAUUUUUGAAGACCUGGACAAAUUUACUUAUGACAGUAAAGGCGGUAAAACAGGUACCAAUAUCGCCAAAGUCUAUUCAGAGAUUUAUGAGAGCAUGCAAAUAGAGAAGGUCAACAAUGCAGCGGCCUUCAAUGAGACCCAACACAUCAUCAUAUUGUUCACUGAUGGUCAGGCAAACAUGGGGGGGAAUCCCAAACCUAAAGUGGACCAGAUUAAACAUCUUGUCACCAAAAAUGAUCCAAGCCAAGAUAAGAAACUUGAUCUUUAUUUAUUUGGAGUUGGAACUGAUGUGAAUCAAGAAGACAUAAAUGACUUAGUGUCACAGAGGGACCAAGAAAAAUUUUUCUUUAAGCUUAAAGACUUGACAACAGUGCAAGAGAUGUUUGACGACAUGAUUGAUGAGAGCACCAGUGUAGGAUUGUGUGGAAUUGUGUGGGAAGGCUUGGAAAAUAAACGGCGUGCAUUUCCCUGGUUGGCGCAGAUUAAUAUUGCUCGUCGAAAAGGUUCCAAUUGCAUGGGGUCAUUAGUUACCUCAAGUUACAUCUUGACAGCGGCUCACUGCUUCAACGAGGGAGACACACCUGAUAACAUACUAGUUAAACUGGAAAAAGACCUGGUUGUAAAAGUGAAACAAUAUGUACUUCAUCCUAAAUAUAACAUCACCGCAAAAAAGCAUAUGGGAAUACAGGAAUAUUACGAAUUUGAUGUAGCUCUUAUACAGCUAGAAAAACCUGUUAAGAUGACUACUAAUGCACGACCAAUCUGCAUCCCAUGCACUAAAGAAACCAAUGCAGCUCUGAAACUUUCAGAAAGUGAAGGGACAUGCAGGAAACAUGAGGAAAUACUAAUGAGCAACGAGCUUGUGGAAGCUGCUUUCACAUCUGAUAUGGAUACUGAUAAUAGUCCAAAAACAAUAAAACGCAUCACAAUCAAGCUUGGAAAAUAUCGGGAUGCUUGUGUUGAAGAUGCGAAAAAAGCAAAAGGAAUCAAUGUGGAAAAUGCCAGGGAAGUAGUUACAGACAAUUUUCUGUGCAGUGGUGGUACUGAACCAGAAACAGAUGAUGUUGCCUGCAAAGGUGAAUCAGGUGGAGCCACUUAUCUGAAUAAAAAAGGUCGAGUGAUUCAGGUUGGUGUCAUAAGUUGGGGAGCGAAGGACAUCUGCAAGGAAAAAAGUAGACACACUUCGGUGGCAGACUCCAGAGAUUACCAUUCAAAUCUUUUCAGUGAAAAAAUACGCUCUUUUCUUAAAGAACAUCUAGAAAAGGACACCAUAGGAAACCCUCUUACAUUCUUGUGAAUGUUUUAGCAGACUGAAACUGUGCGAAUGCUGUUUGAUAAAACACUGCUUUGUUUUCUGAUUAAUUUUUUCGAUUUUAUGCCACAAACUGGUCUUUGUUAUCCACUUUAUUAUCAACAGUCUUUCAUGUUUUACUGCAUGUUUUACAAUGUUAUGUCUAUGUUGGUGCAGGACUAUCUGUACUAUAUAUCCAACCACUGGUAGGAAGGGAAGUUUCAUUAGUUCAGUUUCUUUACAAUCGCAUUUUAUUUCCAUAUAUAUCUUGAGAAUGAUAAUAGCAAGUCGUACAGUAUGUUACUAAACCUGCUGUUGUAGAGCCAAAGCAUACCGGAUAAUAUGAAGAUUACAUCCAACAUAAAAAAUGAUGGUCUAUGACCAUCUUAAAACAGUGUGUGAAACUGUGCACAUACAUAGUCUUGAUGACAAUAAUUUUCUUGCAUUGUAAAGCUGAUUGUUACAGUGAAAUACUCUAAGGACCCCCUUGAGACAUGGAGCAGGGACCCCCUGCUACAAAAUGUGUCAAGCAGAGCUACAUAUAGCCUUUGAUAUUGAUACUAACCAUAUGUAGGCUAUAUUAAAGGGGUCAUCAGAUGCCCAUUCACCACAAGUUGAUAUGAUUCUUCAGGGUCUUAAUGAAAAGUCUAUAAUAUACUUUGGUUAAAAAUUCUCAACAGUUGUGUAAAACAACACACUAUUUACCUUGCCAAAAUCAGCUCUGCAAAAAUCAUCUCAUUCUGGUCGAGGCUGCUUUAAAUGUUAAUGAGCUCUCCUCGCCCCGUCCCUCUCUUCUCUCUGUGGAGAGACGAGUCUGUUUACUUUAGCCACAUUUAACCAUGUUUAGCUGCUAAACUUGCUAACUAGCACAUUAUUAGAAAAGGCGAUCGCAAAGAUUCAUAAAAAAACCCUUAUACUCACUUCUGCUGUAAGUGAAGCUGGAUCAUGAAUGGAUAUGGAACAUAGAUGGAUAUACGUAGGUCGGGAGGUGCAUUCCAUUCACAAACAAACGUAAUCACCUCAACACCUCAAUCACUCAAUCGGAGAUAUUCUUGUCUAAACUACAUCCCUGCUCCGGCAUUGAAACAAUAGAGGGCGGACUGUUACAACUGAUCUGAGGUAAAACGCUCAUGUCAAUCAACUAGCAUGGGAGCGGCCUCUGUGGGUGUGACGCCACACCGACAGGCAUCUGAGAACGGCUCGAUUUGAAAAAGGGGGUAUUAUUUUUACAGAUUAAUUAAAAACCACUGCAUGGAUUUUUAUCAUUAUGGGGUAGAUUUGUACAUACACUGACAACACACAUUAAUGUUCAAACAACAUGUAAAAGUUGAACUUAGCAUCCGAUGACCCCUUUAAUAGAAAUCAGAAUUAUGGACAUUAUUGUUUUUGCACAUGCAUCUCUUUUUGCUGUCAAAAUUGAGAUUUAUGCAUCAUAACAAGCAACAUGUUGAGAUAAAAAUCACAAUUCUUUAGUUGUUUGCAGUUGUUGUAAAUUAUUUUAAUAAAUUUGCUGAAUCAUA
Molecule: messenger RNA, 3851 nt
Organism: Labeo rohita (rohu)
Lineage: Eukaryota; Metazoa; Chordata; Actinopteri; Cypriniformes; Cyprinidae
Product: complement factor B
Exons: 18
Coding region: 58-2337 (759 amino acids)
Biological process (GO): complement activation; proteolysis
Cellular component (GO): extracellular region
Molecular function (GO): serine-type endopeptidase activity
Source: RefSeq, a predicted model, not a curated record